AUGGACACAAAGGGUAGUCAGAACCUGUCCCCAUGCAACUUGGCUUCAAUACCAUUGACUGAAGAAGACGGAGUUGUUUAUAUUGCUAUCAAAGGGUCUCUGCAUGCAAAUGAUUGUUCUGUUUUUGGACUAGGAGAAGAAGAGAUAAGAGCUCUGUCCAAAAAGUUUCCAGGAUCUGGUGUAGUGGUGAAUGGUGUUUCAAUAAAAUCAAAUGUUCUUGAAACCCUGAAUUCAUUGGGACAGCUUGGCUACAAAAUCAUUUCAAGCACUGGCGAGACUGAGAUCACUUGGACCCUUCAGCGCAUCAUAUAA
Messenger RNA from Helicoverpa armigera (cotton bollworm), 312 nucleotides. RefSeq lists its product as uncharacterized. The record is from RefSeq and is a predicted model, not a curated record. NCBI's taxonomy places the organism in Eukaryota, Metazoa, Arthropoda, Insecta, Lepidoptera, Noctuidae. The transcript has a single exon. Bases 1 to 312 code for a protein of 103 amino acids.